This is a messenger RNA of Lactuca virosa, 309 nucleotides long. The record is from the annotation of a GenBank genome assembly. Lineage: Eukaryota; Viridiplantae; Streptophyta; Magnoliopsida; Asterales; Asteraceae.
AUGUGGAGUACAACUGCCUUUUACAUGGACCAUUUUGGUACUACUGUGCACGUAACUAAGGAAAAUGAAAAUGAAGAUAAUUGUUCUGUGAAGUCAAACAUGUCAAUCGAAGGGGAAGAAGGUAUUGACCUAACUGACUUCAUGAGUCCACAACAGAGCAACAUGGAAGGAGUAACCAAUGAAGGAGUAAGUCAGGAAAAUGGAAAUGAGGAUGCCACAGAAGGUGAUGCAAAAGAUGAUGAAGAUGAGAAUGUCCCAGAUGUGAAAGGAAAAUCAAUGUUUAAUGAAGACAUAUCUUGGAAGAAGUAG